GGAAAUCAGAUUAUUUAUCCUUAGUUUAGGACUUUCUUUUAUUUUUCUUGUCCUUUUUUUGGGUACAGUUGACACAUAUAAGUCAUAACAAGCAAACCUCACUCUCAAAUCUCAGAUCAAAGAUUCAAGAUUGUCUCGUGAUUCCUUCCGUCUUCUGGAAACCAUGAGAGCUAACAUACAAUCCUAUCUCCAUAAAUUACUCAAACCUAUUUCGCACCCUCCCUCCUCUCUCCUCCAUCUCCACACGACGACCUCCACUUCCCCCCAUCAUACCCAAUUCAAUCCAAACCCACCAUGGAAAUCUCAAAACAAGGACGAACCCACAAACCACUCACAGAGAGACAACAAAUUCAACGAAGCAAUCGACGUUCUCUGCCAACAAAAGCGCUUGAAACAAGCAAUCGAAACGCUAGACCUCGUUCGCUCUCCUCCCGCUGCCGCAACGUACUCGGCCCUCAUAAACCUCUGCCUGCACCUACGAGCUCUCAAAGAGGCCAAAGGGGUCCACGCGCACAUGAAAUCAUCCGGCUUCGUACCGGGUGUUUUCAUUUUGAACCGCCUGCUUGACUUGUACUGUAAAUGCGAGAGCCUUGUGGAUGCGCAGCAACUGUUUGAUGAAACGUGCAACAGGGAUUUGUGUUCUUGGAACAUUAUGAUAUCUGGGUAUGCGAAGGCGGGGCGAGUUAAGGAAGCUCGGAGCUUGUUUGAUGGAAUGCCUGAGAGAGACAACUUUUCUUGGACUGCGAUGGUUUCUGGUUAUGUAAGGCAUGACCAGCCAGAUGAGGCAUUAGAGUUGUUUAGAGUAAUGCAAAGAUACGAGGGUACUAAGUGCAACAAGUUUACGGUUUCUAGUGCUCUAUCUGCUUCUACUGCCAUUCAGGCUUUGGGCAUUGGGAAGGAGAUUCAUUGUCAUGUUACGCGUAUUGGAUUGGAUUCGGACGCUGUAGUGUGGAGUUCCCUUUGUGAUAUGUACGCGAAAUGUGGGAAUAUAGAUGAAGCGCGCUACAUUUUUGAUAAGACGGUGGAUCGGGAUAUUGUUUCGUGGACGGCUAUGAUUCACAGAUACUUUGAGGAUGGAAGGAGGGAGGAAGGAUUUGCUUUGUUCUCUGACUUCUUGAAGUCGGGUAUGAGGCCUAACGAGUUCACAUUUGCUGGGGUUUUAAAUGCGUGUGCAGUUGAAACUUCAGAGGACCUUGGGAAGCAGGUUCAUGGCUACAUGACACGGAUUGGGUUUAACCCCUUUUCAUUUGCAGCAAGUUCUCUUGUUCACAUGUACUCAAAGUGUGGGGACAUUGACAAUGCAAAAAAAGUCUUCGACUUGAUGCCUCAUCCGGAUUUAGUUUCGUGGACUUCCCUCAUCAAUGGAUACUCUCAACAUGGUCAACCCAACGAGGCUCUUCAGUUAUUUGAGUUGCUACUCAAAUCGGGCACUAAGCCUGAUCACAUUACGUUUGUUGGGGUUCUUUCAGCUUGCACUCAUGCUGGAUUAGUUGAUAAAGGGCUUGAAUACUUCCAUUCUAUAGAAUGCAAACAUGGGCUAAAACAUUCAACAGAUCAUUAUGCAUGUGUGAUAGAUCUUUUGAGCCGAUCUGGAAGGUUCAAAGAAGCUGAGGAUAUGAUUGAUCAAAUGCCCAUGAAGCCUGAUAAGUUUUUGUGGGCUUCCUUGCUUGGUGGCUGUAGAAUUCAUGGAAACCUUGCACUGGCUAAACGAGCUGCAGAAGCAUUGUUUGAACUAGAGCCCGAGAAUGCGGCUACUUAUGUUACCCUAGCCAACAUCUCUGCCACUACUGGUAAGUGGGGUGAAGUGGCGAAGAUCAGAAAAACUAUGGAUGACAAGGAGGUGGUAAAGAAACCAGGUUUAAGUUGGAUUGAAAUCAAGAGAAAGGUCCAUGUGUUCGUAGUGGGAGACUUAUCCCACCCAAGAUCAAAGGAAAUAAACGACUUUUUGGGGGAUCUUUCGAAGAGGAUGAAGGAAGAAGGGUAUGUACCUCAAACAGAGAAUGUGCUGCAUGAUGUGGAAGAGGAACAAAAGGAGCAAAAUCUUUCCUAUCACAGUGAGAAGCUUGCAGUUGCAUUUGGAAUUAUAGCUACUCCUCCGGGGACGGCAAUAAAGGUUUUUAAGAAUCUAAGAACUUGUGUUGACUGCCAUAUGGCCAUCAAAUUUAUAUCCAAGAUAGUUGGGAGGAAAAUAAUUGUGAGGGAUUCAAAUCGGUUCCAUUGUUUUGAAGAUGGAAGAUGUUCGUGUAAAGACUAUUGGUGAUGAAGGCUAGUGGCCAAUGGAAAGGGAAAGCAGGAUACGUUUUGCAUAUGGGUUUCCUGUAAAUUCAUUAUCUAUCAGAGAGCGUCUGUUCUCUUCAAUGUCAGCCUGGAAAUGUAGUUUAAUCUUUGAACCAGGUCAACUUGUGCAGAAUGAUGUCCUGUGUACAACCCAGAGUUCAUCAUAGCAUCGGAAAUCUGUCUGUGGAUUCGUGGAAUGAGAAAAUAAAAGCAUAUUUCGAGAGUUCAGAAGCUGUAAAGAAUUGGAUUGUAGAGAUCAUUAAUUAUUUAGAAAAUAACUGGUACUUUUAAACCGACAUAACAGAUUACAGUAAAAAAUAAGGACAUUGUGUCCUUGAAUGAAGGUUGAGUGUCAACGAUCAGUUAUGAAAUUCAAAGUCGGAGCUGAAACCUCCUAUGCUGUUGCGAGUUCAGAGAACUCCUGAACCUAAAGUUUUGACAGCUUCUGGGGAUGCUAGUGGAUUAUGCUGCAGCAAGGGAACUACUUUGGGUAAUAAAGCUGGAAUAAGAUUAUCCCAACUAAAGUUGUGUUGUUUAGGGGAGGCAUGGCAGGGGAUUUGGUCUGUCCGGUGUGUGGGCAAAGCGAGGAAACUGUUGAGCAUUUAUUCUUUGAAUGUGACUCUGCGCGUCGAUUGUCGGGGGCGUCUUGUUUGGGUUUGGAUUUUACAGUAGGGUCCGUAGGGAAUCCUGUUCCAUUUAAGGAGUGGUUGCUGGAAUGGUUUUGAGGGGCACCAGAUAGGAGCAUUGUUACUGACGGGAUUUGUGUGCGAUGGGCUAUUUGGCGUGCUCGGAAUAGAGGUGUUUGAAGGAGUUAGUGAUGGUGCGGAGUAGGGUCUUCAAGUUGUGUUUUUUUUUUUGCGGAACAGUAUUCGGUCUUGUUGGGAGAGGGACAGGAAGGCCGGGAUCGAAGGUCAAAAUGGGUUGCCUACCAAUCAGUUUGUCUGGGGUCGUUACAGUCAAGAAGUUCAUGGGUGGAUUCCUAAGUUUUUGGUAGAUGGAGCAUGGUGCAGUGAGUCAUGAAGAGGAGCUGUGGCUUGGGUUUCUUUGUCAGCUUUGUCCUUCGUUCAGGAGAACAAUGUCAGGAGUGUGUUUGCAUCUUCAGCCACUUGGCCUCUGGUUGUGUUACGCUGGGCACAUCGAAAAAGAUUCAGCAAAUUAGAAGUGCUAACGGAUUGCUUAGUGCUGGUUCAGGCUUUGCAGUGUAUGGAGCGUGCUGAUGUUUUUGUCAAACCUGUAAUUAGGGAUAUUCUAGGUUUGGUGCAGAACUUUGAUUAUGCGGCAAUCACUAAAGUUCCUAGGAAUGCUACAAGGUCUAUAAUCUUGCUAAGUCUGUAAUGUAUUAAUGCUAUAAGAUCCUAUAACUGUAAGAUGGACAAA
This is a messenger RNA of Rhododendron vialii, 3654 nucleotides long. RefSeq names its product pentatricopeptide repeat-containing protein At4g37170-like. NCBI's taxonomy places the organism in Eukaryota, Viridiplantae, Streptophyta, Magnoliopsida, Ericales, Ericaceae. The record is from RefSeq and is a predicted model, not a curated record. Gene Ontology annotation, molecular function: zinc ion binding; protein binding; RNA binding. The transcript is spliced from 2 exons. The coding region runs from base 164 to 2260 and encodes 698 amino acids. Gene Ontology annotation, biological process: RNA modification.